UCACCAGACAAUUUCUCACCAGACAAUUUUUCACCGGAAAAUUGCUCACCAGACAAUUGCUCCCCAGACAAAUGCUCCCCAGACAAUUGCUCCCCAGACAAUUGCUCCACAGACAAAUGCUCCCCAGACAAUUGCUCACCAGACAAUUGCUCAACAGACAAAUGCUCCCCAGACAAUUGCUCACCAGACAAUUGCUCACAAGACAAUUGCUCCCCUGACAAUUGCUUAUUGGGCAAAUGCUUAUUGGGCAAAUGCUCACUUGACAAUUGCUCACCAGACAAUUGCUCACCAGAUAAAUGCUCC
Lottia gigantea (owl limpet) is the source of this 303-nucleotide messenger RNA. RefSeq lists its product as hypothetical. The record is from RefSeq and is a predicted model, not a curated record. The transcript has a single exon. Lineage: Eukaryota; Metazoa; Mollusca; Gastropoda; Lottiidae. The annotation marks the transcript as partial.